UCCAAGGAGGAAAGGCCAUCCAAACUCAAGCCCUGCAUUGGACAUUGACCCCAUCAAGGCUGAAGCAAUGAAUGAUCUGUUUUCUAGUUCAUUCAAGAAAUAUUCAGAUCUCAAGCAACAAGUUCACUUGGAUGACGUAGAGGCUGGGGAAGAGACAGUGAACCUAGAUAACUUUUUUGAAGAUGUAGACAAUGUGAAGGACGAUAUGAGAGUGGUUGAGAAGAUUUACAACAGGCUGCAAGAAUCAAAUGAAGAGACCAAAACGGCUCACAGUGCUAAAGCCAUGAAGGAUCUUCGAGCUCGAAUGGACUCGGAUGUUAAGCAGCUCCUGAAACGGGUCAAAGUCAUAAAGGGGAAACUCGAAGCACUUGAAAAAUCAAAUGCGGCUCAUCAGAAACUUCCAGGAUCCGGUCCUGGAUCAUCUGCUUAUAGAACCAGGACAUCCCUAGUGAGCGGCUUAGGCAGUAAACUAAAGGAUAUGAUGGAUGAUUUUCAAGGGUUAAGAGCCAAAAUGACAGCAGAAUACAAAGAAACAGUGGAGAGAAGAUACUUCACAGUAACAGGACAGAAAGCAGAUGAAGAAAUGAUCGAAAACCUGAUAGAAAGGGGAGAAAGUGAAACAUUGUUUGAAAAGGCAAUUCAAGAACAAGGGCGAGAGCAGAUUGUGGAUACAAUUUCAGAGAUACAAGAGAGGCACGAUGCUAUUCAGGAAAUUGAGAAGGGGUUGAUUGAGCUUCACCAACUAUUCCUAGACAUGGCAGUCUUGGUGGAGGCACAGGGAUACCAACUGAAUGACAUCGAGAGCCACGUGGCUCGUGCUAGUUCUUUUGUCAUGAGAGGGGCUGACCAACUGGAGUUAGCCAAGGAAUAUCAGAAGAGCUCAAAGAAAUGGGGUUGCAUUGCCCUUGCUAUUGCCGUCUUUCUCCUUGUUAUCAUCUUGUUUCCCGUUUUAUCAUCAACCUUAAUGAAGAACGCAUAAAAUUCUGGAGGGUCCUCGUGAAAAUAAAAUCAAUGCUUUUUAUAUGGAUUUGAAGAACCUAAAAAGCAGGACACCAAUUUUUGA
Molecule: messenger RNA, 1063 nt
Organism: Gossypium raimondii (Peruvian cotton)
Lineage: Eukaryota; Viridiplantae; Streptophyta; Magnoliopsida; Malvales; Malvaceae
Product: syntaxin-124
Exons: 1
Coding region: 68-979 (303 amino acids)
Biological process (GO): vesicle fusion; exocytosis; intracellular protein transport
Cellular component (GO): SNARE complex; endomembrane system; plasma membrane
Molecular function (GO): SNAP receptor activity; SNARE binding
Source: RefSeq, a predicted model, not a curated record